UUUCUUUCACUACACUUGGCUGGACCUUCACCUCUACACAAUUCACCACCCAACCCCAAGGCUUGCUUCUAGAAGACCACCAGUGUAUUGCUUGUUGAAUUGAGUAAAAUAGAACUGAAGAUUGAAUUUCUGCCUAACUCAGUGCCUGAUCCAGAGCAGGUGCUCAAUAAGUAUUUGUUGGAUGGAUGAGUACUAUCUUCAAAUAUCUGGAACUUGUUGGCAGAUGGAAGCUGAGUGAAGCAGCAUGGAUGCCGUCAGCCAGGUCCCCGUGGAAGUCGUGCUCCCCAAGCACAUUCUGGAUAUCUGGGUUAUUGUCCUCAUCAUCCUGGCCACCAUUGUCAUCAUGACCUCGUUGUUGCUGUGCCCAGCCACUGCUGUCAUCAUCUAUCGCAUGCGGACUCAUCCUGUCCUCAAUGGGGCUGUCUGAGAACCUCCCAGGAGGGGCAGGUGAGGGAUGAGGACAGCAUCCCCUUCCCAUGCCUCUUCCCCUUUCUCAGAAAGGCAGCAGGAGGGACUUUGGUGUGUGGACUCUGGAGCUUGAUAUGCGAGGGGAGACCUGAGUUCUGAUUUUGAUUCUGCCACUGGCCAGCUGUGUGGUCAAGGGACCUAGUUCUGUGAGUUCCAGGUUCCUUAUCUUUUAAAUGGGGAUUAUGAUCCCUCCCCUUCCUACCUCAUAGGUUUGUGAGAACCAGUGACUUAGUGGAGGUUAAAGCUGUUUGUGAGCAGUUAAGUCACCACAGAUAUGUAGGUGUUGUUGCUGAGUGCCGAGAAGCUCUCAAGAACCAAAGGAUCUAACUGCUGAUGAUGGCUUUCAAGGUGGUGAGGGAGACAGUGGGGUCAGAGCAGCCUGUGCCCAUGCUCCUUGGGUCAAACCAAGCAAAUCCACCCUGUCUUCAUUCCAAGGCGCCAGCAAUGCAUUGGCUCAAAAGUGGUCUUCUUUGAGUGUCACUCCCUCAAGUUUCCUAAUUUGGGAGGUACUCGAGCAUGGCAGGGGAAGGGAGAUGGGUGGAACUUCCUGAGACUUUCUCUGUGCUACAGUCUCUGCCCCUAUGCAAUCUGGAGGAGGGCUCUGCCAUUUCUUAGCAAUGCCGAGGAAGCUGGGGCGAUGGGCUUCUUUCUGCACUGGAGUCUCAUAGCUGUGACACUCAAGCAACGUUGGAAAAUGCAGGGUGGCUCAGUUCCCUGGGCAGCUCUCGGGAUCUCCAGGCCCCAUCCCCCUGUAUGCCCCACAUAGAGGAGCUCUGCCCCGGCUCCUGCUAUAAUUAGCUCCAUGGUGUAACGUGUAUCCCUUCACUCCCUCCCACCAGCACUGCCGCCAGUCCAAGGUACAGACUUGCAUUUUAAGACAUGUUCCCAGGACUUUUGGAACUAACUCAAAACAAUGAUGGUUAUUUUAGAUGCUAUAAUUUAUAUUUAUAUAGAGAGAUUUCUGGACCAUCCAAGCUCUUUGACCAAAAUCAGGAGCAUCCUGGGAUUUAUUAAAUUAUGUUAGAAGAUAGCACCGAUAUCAGGAUAUUAUUGUGUAAAAAUGAUGCCUUUACUUUGAUCUGUUUUCAUUGAUGUGCACAGCCAGUUUCCAAUAAAGUGCUAGAAUGAG
Messenger RNA from Equus caballus (horse), 1597 nucleotides. The record is from RefSeq and is a predicted model, not a curated record. Lineage: Eukaryota; Metazoa; Chordata; Mammalia; Perissodactyla; Equidae.